AUGAAUGAUAAUACAAAUGAACCACAACCACCAAAUGAAGAUGAUUUGAUUAAUAAUAUUCUACCUUCAUACCAUAUGUUCCAGUCAACAGUAUCGAAGAAUUUAGAACCAAGCGAUGAAAAUUAUUCUAUAGAUCCACCAACUUAUGAAAUGACUCCAAUAACUUCCGAGACACCUUCUUUGUUAACACCUAGUGGGAUACAAUCGCCUCCAAAUGAACCAAAUGAUGCAAAUUACUUUACUCAUGAUGAUGACGCUCGUUCAACAACUUUUAAUCAAGAGAGUGAAGAAAUGUGGAAGAAUAGUAUUCUUGCAAACGCUCAUAAACUACCGAAUUUAACUAAUAAAAAGAACCCCAAGAGUGAAUCAUUACAGAUAAACAUUCAUGUUACUGAAACAGUAUGUCAAAGUGGGAUAAAACCUAUAUUUAUGGACCCUUCAAAUAAAGAAUUUAAACAAGGUGAUUAUGUUCAUGGUUAUGUUACAAUCAAAAAUACAUCAAAUGAACCAAUACCAUUUGAUAUGGUAUAUGUUGUAUUUGAAGGUACUUUUACCAAUUUGGAUUCACCAACUGGUGUUGUAAAUGUUGAAGAACCAUCCGUAAGAUUUAAGUUUUUAACAAUGUUGGAUCUUUUUGCAUCUUGGUCGUAUGCAAAUAUCGAUAGACUUGUUACAGAUAAUGGAGACCCCCAUGAUUGGUGUAAUGGUGAAACAGAUCCAUAUGACAAUGCAUUAUUGGCUAUUGAUGUUAAAAGAUUAUUUCAACCUAAUGUAACGUAUAAACGAUUUUUUACAUUUAAAAUCCCUGAAAAGCUUUUAGAUACUGCCUGUGAUCAAUAUAAUUUACCAUUUCAUACUGAAUUACCACCAACUUUGGGAAUGGAUAGAAAUAGCUUCCCACCUUCGUUAUUGUUGGCUAAUCAACAUUUAAUUGUUAAAGAUUUAUCAUUCCUGGAUAGUUAUUUAUCAUAUAGUGUUGAUGCAAGAAUUAUUGGUAAAGCAUCGGAUUAUCAAUUCCCAGUUAAAAAGGACCAAUAUGUUGUAGCUAAAGAAGUGUUUUGCCCAAUAAGAGUGGUACCAAAACCCAAUUUAGAAUUGCAGUACAAUCGUGUACAAUUAUCCCAAGAAGCAGAUGUUUAUUAUCGUGCAUUUGUGGAUUCUGUUGUAUCUAAAAUUGAAUACGGAAAUGAAUUGAUGAAUCAGAAACCAGGCUAUACUAAUACGAGCAAUAUGCUACGACCAAGCUUAAGUCCAAUGAUGAGUCACGAUAGUGUUAAAUUAAGACAAUUAUAUGAUGUUGCAGAUGAUACUAUUAAGCAUAACCUAAACAGAGGGAAGAAUGUUUAUGACGAAGAUAUCUACCAAUGUCUUAUUCCAUAUAAAAAGAAGUCAAUUACAGGAUCAACCAAGCAUCUUGGAGUUAUAUCAUUGGCGACAGUAAAGGAUUCUUAUAGAAUAAAGUACACUCCACCAACAAGAUUUGGUUCUUCUCCACCAUUCACUGAUACAGAACUUGUUGUCCCGAUCGAAUUGAAUUAUUUCACUGAGACACCAACCACAUCAAAGUUGAUUCCAGAUAUCAAAGCUAUAGAUGUAGAGAUUGUUUCACUUUCAAUAAGGUCUAGAAAAUACCCAAUUCCAAUAGAGUUUACUACUGACUCGUUAUUUGCCGAAAAGGAGAUUGAUAUCAAGAAGAAUAAACCAGCAAAUUUUGAUCUGAUUAUCAUUAGUCAAUUUGCUGGUUAUUUAAGUGAGUUCCAUAAAUUGGUUAAAGGUAUUGGUAACGAAACGUUAAGAUUGGAAACUAGACUAUAUCAAGACGUGAAAUGCUUAGCAACAUUAAAGACAAAAUAUAUCAAUUUACCAGUUUCAGGAUUGGUAUUUGAAACCAAUUCACAAGAUGGAAUUGGAGCUACAUCAUCAGUUAAGAAUCUUCCAUGGGUUGAGGAAAAUACAGAAAAGGGUCAAUUAUUCACAAAGAAAUUCUCAGUUAGAAUGAAUUUGAAUAAUUGUAGCCUGAAGAGUAAUGAUCAUCCUCUUAAGGGGUUAGAUAAGAUUACAUUAGUACCUGAUUUCCAAAGCUGUUAUGUGAGUAGACUUUAUUAUAUUAAAAUUACAGUUAGAUUACAUCAUGGUGAUAGUUUAGUAGUCAAUGUCCCAUUGAGUGUAUAUAGAUAG
Messenger RNA from Candida tropicalis MYA-3404, 2178 nucleotides. RefSeq lists its product as uncharacterized. Gene Ontology annotation, cellular component: ubiquitin ligase complex. The record is from RefSeq and is a predicted model, not a curated record. Lineage: Eukaryota; Fungi; Ascomycota; Pichiomycetes; Serinales; Debaryomycetaceae. The transcript has a single exon. Gene Ontology annotation, molecular function: ubiquitin-ubiquitin ligase activity. Gene Ontology annotation, biological process: protein polyubiquitination; protein monoubiquitination. Bases 1 to 2178 code for a protein of 725 amino acids.